CUGGUUAUAUGUUGCUCUGUCUGUGUUACUGGUUAUAUGUUGCUCUGUCUGUGUUACUGGUUAUAUGUUGCUCUGUCUGUGUUACUGGUUAUAUGUUGCUCUGUCUGUGCUUAUUGUCUGUCUGUAUUGUUAUUGGAUUUGUUUUUAAUAACCUUCCCAGGGACUCUGGUUGAAAAUGAUCCAGCUGGCUAAAACCAUCACCUUUACAGAAAUGUUGAUAAAUGUGUACUGUUCCUGUAAAAAAUAAAACUUAAGAAUAAUAAUUAAAAGGACUGGGUAAUGUACAGAAUAUCAAGGUCCAGAGUGUAUAACUGGGUAAUGUACAUGUUGAGGUUCAGAGUGUAUAACUGGGUAAUGUACAUGUUGAGGUUCAGAGUGUAUAACUGGGUAAUGUACAUGUUGAGGUCCAGAGUGUAUAACUGGGUAAUGUACAUGUUGAGGUUCAGAGUGUAUAACUGGGUAAUGUACAUGUUGAGGUUCAGAGUGUAUAACUGGGUAAUGUACAUGUUGAGGUUCAGAGUGUAUAACUGGGUAAUGUACAUGUUGAGGUUCAGAGUGUAUAACUGGGUAAUGUACAUGUUGAGGUUCAGAGUGUAUAACUGGGUAAUGUACAUGUUGAGGUUCAGAGUGUAUAACUGGGUAAUGUACAUGUUGAGGUCCAGAGUGUAUAACUGGGUAAUGUACAUGUUGAGGUUCAGAGUGUAUAACUGGGUAAUGUACAUGUUGAGGUUCAGAGUGUAUAACUGGGUAAUGUACAUGUUGAGGUUCAGAGUGUAUAACUGGGUAAUGUAUAGAAUAUCAAGGUUCAGAGUGUAUAACUGGGUAAUGUACAUGUUGAGGUCCAGAGUGUAUAAAUGGGUAAUGUACAUGUUGAGGUCCAGAGUGUAUAACUGGGUAAUGUACAUGUUGAGGUUCAGAGUGUAUAACUGGGUAAUGUACAUGUUGAGGUCCAGUGUGUAUAACUGGGUAAUGUAUAGAAUAUCAAGGUUCAGAGUGUAUAACUGGGUAAUGUACAUGUUGAGGUCCAGAGUGUAUAAAUGGGUAAUGUACAUGUUGAGGUUCAGAGUGUAUAACUGGGUAAUGUACAUGUUGAGGUUCAGAGUGUAUAUCUGGGUAAUGUACAUGUUGAGGUUCAGAGUGUAUAACUGGGUAAUGUACAUGUUGAGGUCCAGAGUGUAUAACUGGGUACUGUACAUGUUGAGGUUCAGAGUGUAUAACUGGGUAAUGUACAUGUUGAGGUUCAGAGUGUAUAACUGGGUAAUGUACAUGUUGAGGUCCAGAGUGUAUAACUGGGUAAUGUACAUGUUGAGGUGUAAGCAUCUUUCACAUUUCACAGGUGUUAGCAUCUUUCACAUUUCACAGGUGUAAGCAUCUUUCACAUUUCACAGGUGUAAGCAUCUUUCACAUUUCACAGGUGUUAGCAUCUUUCACAUUUCACAGGUGUAAGCAUCUUUCACAUUUCACAGGUGUUAGCAUCUCACGUUUCACAGGUGUUAGCAUCUUUCACAUUUCACAAGAGGAGGGGACAUUUGGUCCAUAUUCUUGCCUGUAAAGAGAGGGUGGAGCUCUUUGUUCCGGUUCAUUCCAUCUCUUCUCUUAAAGCCCAUGUAGUUGUUGAAAGUGUAUUUUUAAAUCAUCAUCAUUGUACGGCUAAUAAAUCACUG
Messenger RNA from Oncorhynchus mykiss (rainbow trout), 1664 nucleotides. The record is from RefSeq and is a predicted model, not a curated record. Lineage: Eukaryota; Metazoa; Chordata; Actinopteri; Salmoniformes; Salmonidae.